This is a messenger RNA of Talpa occidentalis (Iberian mole), 1247 nucleotides long. It is a transcript of the gene TLX1, whose product is annotated as T cell leukemia homeobox 1. Lineage: Eukaryota; Metazoa; Chordata; Mammalia; Eulipotyphla; Talpidae. Gene Ontology annotation, cellular component: nucleus. Gene Ontology annotation, molecular function: DNA-binding transcription factor activity, RNA polymerase II-specific; RNA polymerase II cis-regulatory region sequence-specific DNA binding. The transcript is spliced from 2 exons. The record is from RefSeq and is a predicted model, not a curated record. Gene Ontology annotation, biological process: regulation of transcription by RNA polymerase II; animal organ development. The coding region runs from base 471 to 1247 and encodes 258 amino acids.
UUUUCCUUUUUCCUUUUACAUCUCUCUUUCUCUUCCUGAACAACUACUCUGAGCCUCGGCCUCCGUCCCUCUGUCUCUGGCUCCUGCAUCUGUCUGGGCUCCGGGCCUCCCUCUCCCCCUCGCUGCCCCUCCCCUGCGCUGUCAUUCACCCCGCUCUUCUCAGCGCGCAGCCAAUGGAGAGACCCGGCCGGAACGCCGAGGCUCGCUUGCACCGGGCUUUUUCGCCCGGUGAUUGAUGUCCCAGAGUCAACAGCGAGCGAGCGAGCAGCCGGAGAAGGGAAGGAGCAGCCGGAGAAGAGAAGAAUACGGCGCCCCCUCUUCUCCCCCCUACUUUAGCCCUUCUGCGCACUUCGCCUCCAAGUCUCGGCGCAGCCAGGAGCCGCAGCCGCCUCCGCGCCCCUGCGCGCUGCCCCCGAGCCAAGCACAGAGCGCGCCGCCGCCCGGGCCCCCCCCGCGGGGCCGGGGCCAGCAUGGAGCACCUGGGGCCGCACCACCUCCACCCGGGCCACGCGGAGCCCAUCAGCUUCGGAAUCGACCAGAUCCUCAACAGCCCGGACCAGGGCGGCUGCAUGGGGCCGGCCUCGCGCCUCCAGGACGGAGAAUACGGCCUCGGCUGUUUGGUUGGAGGCGCCUAUGCUUACAGCGGCGCGGGCCCCGCGGCCGGGCCGGGGGCCGGGGGCGCAGGGGCCUAUGGCACCGGCGGCCCGGGCGGCCCGGGCGGCCCGGCGGGCGGCGGCGGAGCCUGCAGCAUGGGCCCGCUGGCCGGCUCCUACAACGUGAACAUGGCCUUGGCGGGCGGGCCGGGUCCCGGCGGCGGCGGCGGGGGUCCCGGCGGCGGCGGGGGGGCGCUGAGCGCCGCGGGGGUGAUCCGGGUGCCGGCGCACAGGCCGCUCGCAGGAGCGGUGGCCCACCCGCAGCCUCUGGCUACCGGCUUGCCCACGGUGCCCUCUGUGCCUGCCGUGCCGGGCGUCAACAACCUCACCGGCCUCACCUUCCCCUGGAUGGAGAGUAACCGCAGAUACACAAAGGACAGGUUCACAGGUCACCCCUAUCAGAACCGGACGCCCCCCAAGAAGAAGAAGCCGCGCACGUCUUUCACGCGCCUGCAGAUCUGCGAGCUGGAGAAGCGCUUCCACCGCCAGAAGUACCUGGCCUCGGCCGAGCGCGCCGCCCUGGCCAAGGCACUCAAAAUGACCGACGCGCAGGUCAAAACCUGGUUCCAGAACCGGCGGACUAAGUGGAGGUGA